Molecule: messenger RNA, 2154 nt
Organism: Penicillium macrosclerotiorum
Lineage: Eukaryota; Fungi; Ascomycota; Eurotiomycetes; Eurotiales; Aspergillaceae
Product: ankyrin repeat domain-containing protein
Exons: 1
Coding region: 1-2154 (717 amino acids)
Molecular function (GO): protein binding
Source: RefSeq, a predicted model, not a curated record
AUGACUGAGCAGUCGUUCCAGAUGGAUUCUCUACCCCCCGCCAAGGAAAUCCAUGAUUGCAUCAGAACCAAAGUGAUGGACGAACUCAAAAAUCUAUACGAUCCGACCCCACUGGUCGAACGGCUAUAUUCCCGCUCUAAUGGAAAUAUUCUAUGGGUGCAUAUUGUCGUGAGGAUGCUGGCCAGAAAAUACCGUGAGGGACUGGAGUUGGAGCUUUUGGAUUUUGUGGACGAAGCUCCAGCGGACAUGAAUGACCUCUAUCGGGAGAUUUUGCAUCAGCUCUGUCCUCAAAAAAAGCUACGGGGGCUUGCAAGGGCUCAUUUUCAGUGGGUACUUUGUGCAAAGCGACCGAUGACAGUUCAAGAAUAUCGCCUGGGCGUAUUUGGAACAUUUGGCCCCACUCGAUGGGUAAAGGAGGAGUCUCUGAUCAAUGAAUUCGAAUUAAUCAACUUCAAAUCUCAAGUGGAUUUUUUCUGCGGUGGUCUGAUCAAGUUCGUCCCCAACGAGAAAGGAGAACUUGUAGUUGAGAUGGUCGAUCAAUCAGCGCAGGAUUUCCUGAACAAUAAUCCUGACUGUUGGUUCUUUGAUGAGCCGGACACCGAAGGCCCGGAUUGGGCCUCACAAGCGAAUUUGCAACUCGCUGCAGCAUGUAUGGAAUAUAUCUGUAGCUGCGAUAUGGCGGAAGGGCCGACACAAGAGACUCACUGGACAGCAGUUUCCCAGCGAUACAAGGAGCGACUGAACCAACAUCAGUUCCUACAGUACGCUUCUCUAUACUGGACUCAUCAUCUAGACAGCGCGGCCGAAUGCAUCUGGGAUCUUUGGGAUGAUAUUGUGUAUUUCAUGGAAGAUGAAAACGCACCUUCAGCAUAUCAAAUUGCCCAGUUUGAACGGCAGAGGGACUUCCGCCCAUAUUGUCAUCCUAUCCACCUCGCUAGCAUACUCGGACACACAGCUGUUUUGAGACUCUUUUUAGAAAAUGGAGUCAAUGUAGACCUGACAGAUGGGUUUGAUUUGACGCCACUGGCAUAUGCAGCCGAAGAAGGACAUCUGGGGGUUGUGAAGCUGUUGGUUGCCAACGGCGCAAACGUGAAUCACCGGCAAGCAAAAUGGAAUAUCUCACCUGAGCAACCUGUCAAAAACACCGACACCCCUGUGGUUCAAUACUUGCUGGAUAGUGGGGCAGCUCUUGACCAGUUAGAGGAUCUUUUACAUGAAGUUGCUUCCUUUGGUCACAUAGCCGCUGCGAAGUCCCUCAAUCAGAUUGACCUUGACAUCCAAGGAACGCCUCUUCAGGCGGCCUGCACCCGGGGAAAUACGGAGAUUGCCAAGUUUCUCAUCGAUACCCUAGCUGAUGUGAACCUACCUGGGGGCUUGUAUGGUACCCCUCUUCAGGCUGCCGCCGCUAAAGGGCAUGCGUCCUUGAUUAGCUUACUUCUUGAUCACGGCGCAACAGUCAACAUCAACAAUGGCGAAUACGGCUCACCCCUCCAAGCUGCGUGCGCCGAAGGCUAUCACAAGAUUAAAGAGCUACUACUACAUGCAGGAGCUGAUGUUAACCUGACCGGGGGGUUCUAUGGGGAUGCCAUGCAAGCUGCGCUCGCGGGUGGCCAUCCAGAUAUCGCAAUACAACUACUAGACGAAGGAUUCCGUGCCCAAGGAGUGGAGGCAAGGGGACACUAUGGAUUUCCGCUGCAAGUGGCUGCAUGGAAGGGCAAUACAAAGAUUCUGGAGGCUCUGUUAAACCGAGGCGCCGAUGUCAACAGCUCGGGUGGAUACUUUGGCUCAGCUCUACAAGCGGCCUGUAGCGCGGGCUGCAAAGAGGCCGUGGAUAUGUUGAUUGCCAAUGGUGCGAACCUCGACCACACUGGUGGCCAUUAUGGAACUGCUUUGCAUGCAGCCUGCACGAAGGGCUCGUAUGUCAUUUGUGAGAAGCUCUUGGAGUGUGGAGCUAACCCACUCAAAUCGCUGCCCGGUUCAGGAACCCCUGUUCAACUAGCCGCCGCUCAUGGAGACGAUGAUCUCUUCCAAAUGCUUCUGAACAAAGCGGCAGAUAUAAAUAUGGAUAGCCAGUUUGUACAGGACCUUGUUGAUGUUACAGCCAUGGCGCCUGAGGAUCCUUUCAAGGGCCCUAGUCGCUCCACGCGAACCUAA